UCCAGCGCCCAAGGCGCGGGGAGAGGGCGCGGCGGGCGGCGGAACCAUGACAGAAGAUGACCGAGGCGGCGCUGGUGGAGGGCCAGGUCAAGCUGCGGGACGGCAAGAAGUGGAAGAGUAGGUGGCUCGUACUGCGCAAGCCGUCGCCAGUGGCAGAUUGCCUGCUCAUGCUGGCCUACAAGGACAAGUCCGACCGUGCCAAGGGCCUCCGGGAGCGCAGCAGCCUGACCCUGGAGGACAUCUGUGGCCUGGAGCCUGGCCUGCCCUAUGAGGGUCUAGUCCACACGCUGGCCAUCGUCUGCCUGUCCCAGGCUGUCAUGCUGGGCUUUGACAGCCGCCAGGCCAUGUGUGCCUGGGAUGCCCGCAUCCGCUAUGCGCUUGGUGAGGUGCACAGGUUCCAUGUGACAGUGGCUCCCGGCACCAAGCUGGAGAGCGGCCCGGCCACCCUCCACCUCUGCAAUGACGUCCUGGUCCUGGCCAGGGACAUCCCUCCGGCCGUUGUGGGGCAGUGGAAGCUGCCUGACCUCCGGCGCUACGGGGCUGUGCCGAGUGGAUUCAUCUUCGAAGGCGGGACCAGGUGUGGCUACUGGGCAGGGGUCUUCUUCCUGUCCUCCGCCGAGGGAGAGCAGAUCAGCUUCCUGUUCGACUGCAUCGUCAGAGGCAUCUCCCCCACCAAGGGCCCCUUCGGGCUGCGGCCAGCCCUCCCAGGUGUGUGCRGGAGUGUGGCCUGGUGGAGACUUCUGGUCCAGCAGGGGCAGGCAGAGGCAUGGGCUCUAGGGAAGGGGUGGGGAGGGAGGCUGGGAGCUGCUUUCUACUAUCCAGUGCCCUUCAGCACCUCAGAGCCCUGCUCUGUCUUAGGGGACGACCGCAGCCUGUCCAGCUCCUCCUCCGAGGCCAGCCACUCAGACACCAGCGCCAGCAGCAGGCUCACCCCGUGGCCGGAGCAGUCCUCGUCCUUGGCAGGCUCGUCACAGGAGGGGCCGGGGCUGGCGGCUGCCCAGGCCCCCGGGGAGGCCACGCUGGGUGCCUCAAGGCUGCCCCCGAAACCGUUGCGGCCGCGGCAGCUGCAGGAGGUCGGCCGCCAGAGCUCCUCGGACAGCGGCAUCGCCACGGGCAGCCACUCCUCCUACUCAGGCAGCUUCUCGUCCUACGCCGACAGCAGCCUGGACGUGUGGCGGGCGGGCGGCGAGGAGUGCGGCUCGCUGCUCAGCCUGCCGCCGGCCGCAGGGGCUCCUGAGCCCAGCCUGUGUGCCUGCCCGCCCGGGGUGGCGGAGUACCAGGUGCCCACCUCUCUGCGGCACCACUACGACACGCCCCGCAGCCUGCGCCAGGCCCCCCGGGACCCGGGCGCAGCCUCCCAGGGUGGCCCCGACCACGGCGCGACCACGGACUCGGGCAGUCAGGCGUCGGCCGGGUGUCCUUCCGGCUGGCUGGUCACAAGACGGCGGGGACAGGCGACAGAGGCCCCAGGCAGUGAGGCCACACUGCCCAGCCCAGCCCCCGGCGAGCCCUGGGAAGCAGGCGGGCCCCACCCCGGGCCACCUCCAGCUUUCUUUUCGGCAUGUCCAGUCUGUGGAGGACUCAAGGGAGCGGCUGCCUCACCCCCUGGACCCACGAUGACCCAUCCAGGACCCCCAGGGCCUGUGGCUGCCGAGAGCCCAGGGCUGGAGAGGCGGCGCAGCAGCACACCCACCUACGUGAACCUCCCCGUCAGCCCCUCCUCCAGACAGCGGCUGCACUACCUGGGCCUGGAGCUGCAGGAGGCCGGCCUGGGCGUCCGAGGGGCCGGCCCCGCCCACUACGCCCAGAUCGACAUUGCGGCCACAGAGACGGCGCACCGGGUGGGGGCCCAGCACGCGCAGGCCCGGGAGGAACGGCUGUCUGAGCUGGAGCAGCGGAGGAAGGGGGCCCAGCAGUGAUGCCCAGACCUGGACAGCUGGACGUCUGGCCCCGCCAGAGACAGGGUCUCUCUCGAUCCUCCUGCCUCAGCCUCCCGAGCUGCUGGGAUUAAGUGCGCCCUACGCCGGGUCCUGUUCUAUUUUUAACAUGUGUAAUUCCCUGAAGGUGGGUUCAUGUGUGCCUUCUGCCUUUGGGCUGGGGGUUCUGGGGUAGGGGUGGAGGGAACUGUCUCCCCUUAGUGGAGCUGAGUUGGGGUCUCCUCGUGGGAACUUCUUCCAGAUGCGCCCAUGGCCUUGGGGGAGUCUGGCAAUUCUGUGAUUCAGACACUGGCAGCAAGUUUCCAGGUGUGGACUUGUGUGAGCCCCCAGCCCCCAGUGCUGGUGCUGUGGGUGAGGGGCUCCCCUAGGACAGCCACAGCCAGUCUUGGUCCUAUUUCUUCUUCUGACCCUCCCUUCCCCACCCAGGAGGCCCCAGUGGUCCUGUGGGAUCAAAGGCAGCUGGUGCUCCUCCUCUCCUCCCUCCCUGCUCUGUCAGCCCCACUCGUCCCCUGAGCAGACAAGGGCUGAGCAGGUGGGGCUGUGGAAGCCAAGGUCGGGGAAGCAGCUCAACUGUGGUCAGCUGGAGGGGGGCCCUGGAGGCUGCCCCACCAGAACAUGGUGGGGACAGGCGCCYGGCCUAGAAGAUCCCCUUUGCCCCUGCCCAGAUCUUCUUACAAGAUGAGCGUGGCCAUCUUGUCCACUGGGGGCCCAGUGCAGACCCUCCACCUGUCUGGGGCCUCCCACUACCGUGUGCAGGGCCGCCUUCUGGUCUACAGCACCGUCACCUCCAUCCACGGCCACGCUGGCUUGGUGGGUCACUGGUUGUUGGGCACUUAAGUUGACUUGAGUUGCCCUUUCGCCUUUUAGACAAGGCACCUGCCCUGAUAUUCCUGGAGUUGCUGCUGGGAAUCCCAAGCCAGCAUGGAGGGCAGGCACGGGGACAGGCAAACACAGGGACACGCAGGGUGCCCCUGCAAACUCUGAGCUGAGCUGGGGUCUGCACCAUGGGAACUGUGUGUGCCUGGCCCCAGUCUCCAGUCCUCCCAUGGAGCAGCUCAAAGGGACCAGGCCUGGGUCUGCAGCCUGCAAGGACCCAGGGCAGGAAGACCAGGAUGAGGUGACAUCGAGGGACACAGCACAGGGGGAAUGUGAAGGCCAGCUGAGUGUGUGUCACUGCCAGAUAGGCAUCCAAUAGAGCCCAGGGACCAGAAGCCCAUCAAGGACCCCUUCCCAGGCUCAAGACAAAGGCCAGGGUCCUAGGAUCUCCAUGGUCACCUGAGAGCCCUGGCGCCACCUCCUGGCUGCAAGAGCUCUGCAGAGAGGACCCUGAGGUCAGGCUCCAGACYCCACCCAGCUCUAGAGGAAGGUCAGGCAUUUGGCCAUGUGGCUCUGGCCGCCAAUGGUCAUCCUGGCUGGCAGGGUCCCCAGCACUCCCUAAGGCUGCCUGAGCUAGAGGUCACCCUCCCUCACAGAGCUCGGCUCACAGAAGCCCUCCUGCAGACCCACGUGUGCCUAGCCCCUCCCCGUGGCACCUUGGCCAGGCCAGGCCUAGCUGAACCUGCCCUCUGGCCCCCUGCUGGCCGCCCAGCUGCACAUCACACUCCCAGGCAGAGGGGAGACAGCCACAUCACAGACACCCAGGCCUGGGUAGAGCCACUCAUACCCAUGACCCCUUGGGCAGCACAGAAAUUGGCAUCCUGCCACUUUAUAAGGAGGCAUCUGAGGCWCUGGCCAGCCAAGGCCAUAGGGCUGUGGACCCGGGUGGGCCUGAGCUGGCACGUGUUGCCUACAGGAGAGGCCAGGAGGGCCUGCCGGAGCAGGGAUGGAGGACCCUGGCAGGGGACAGGGCCACAGC
This is a messenger RNA of Urocitellus parryii (Arctic ground squirrel), 3792 nucleotides long. The record is from RefSeq and is a predicted model, not a curated record. Lineage: Eukaryota; Metazoa; Chordata; Mammalia; Rodentia; Sciuridae.